Molecule: messenger RNA, 185 nt
Organism: Prorocentrum cordatum
Lineage: Eukaryota; Dinophyceae; Prorocentrales; Prorocentraceae
Source: the annotation of a GenBank genome assembly
GGCGGCCGACGCCAUCUCCCUCGCCCUGCCGGUCGGCUGGCGGCGCGGCCCACCGGCUGCUGUUCCGGCCAGCGUCUCCCUCUGCCAUCCGACAUGCCCUGGCGCCUUCGGUGCCUUCUGCGGCGCCGGUUUCUGAGGCGGAGGACAAAAGGCAGGCGGUGUACCAGCGUGCCAAGGAGCGUCAG